Messenger RNA from Limanda limanda (common dab), 1302 nucleotides. RefSeq names its product IgLON family member 5 (gene iglon5). The coding region runs from base 1 to 1302 and encodes 433 amino acids. NCBI's taxonomy places the organism in Eukaryota, Metazoa, Chordata, Actinopteri, Pleuronectiformes, Pleuronectidae. Gene Ontology annotation, cellular component: neuron projection. The record is from RefSeq and is a predicted model, not a curated record. The transcript is spliced from 9 exons.
AUGAAGAGAGCAACCAGGGAGAGAGGGAGCCAGACCAUCACGCUGUUCAGGGAGCCGGGAAGGGGCUCCUCUGUAAUGGAGCAGCCAAACGCCGGCCAGGGAGUCAUCCUGUUCCAUCUGGUGCAGGACAAGGACCUUGAGAGAAGGAGAAGUGAGCUCCAAGAUGUGGUGAAGUGUGGCUCGCUGAACCAGGUCGCCCACAAAAGGGGAAAUGACCGACUUCCCUCAAGGUUCACGCCAGGGCCUGAGCUGGUGGCGGAGCUCCCUCCUAAGCAGGUGUUAGCUGAUUUCUGUUCCCUCAGCGUUUGGGGCCAUUACUGUAACACUCAUUGCUCUUCUGUCUGUUUUUGCUUUUUUCUCUCCGAAGGGUCCAGUUUGCACGGAGCGGAGUUCGGACACCUGCCGGAUAACAUCACGGUGUUGGAGGGAGAAAGCGUCAUUUUGAGAUGCCGGAUCAACGAGGAGGUCACCCACAAGGCCUGGCUGAACCGCUCCAACAUCCUGUUCGCGGGGAAGGACAAGUGGUCGCUGGACAAACGCGUGACGAUGGUCAACAGCAACGACAGCGACUUCUCCAUCAACAUCGACAACGUGCAAGUGACCGACGAGGGGCCGUACACCUGCACCUUCCAGGCCAACAACCAGCCGCACAUCGCCCACGUCUACCUCAUCGUCCAAGUGCCGGCCAGAAUCGUCAACAUCUCCAAGAACGUGUCGGUGAAUGAGGGAGAGAACGUGAACCUCCACUGUCUGGCCGUGGGUCGGCCUGAGCCCACCGUCACCUGGAAGGACCAGAAAUAUGGGCUGGUGAGCGAGGGGGAGUUCCUCGACAUCACGGAGAUCAAGAGGCAGCAGGCCGAGGACUACGAGUGCAUCACCAACAACGGAGUGGCUCCAGCUGAUCAGCGCAAGGUCAAGGUCACGGUGAACUACCCUCCGAUGAUCACGGACAUGAAGAACAUGCCGGCUCAUAUGGGGAAGACGGCCAUCUUGCGCUGUGAAGCCAUGGCGGUGCCACCAGCCUCCUUCGAGUGGUACAGAGACGACCACAGGCCGGUGGAGAGUGACAACACCCUGAGGAUCAAGAACGAGAAGACGCGCUCGCUGCUGCUUUUCACCAACGUGACGGAGAAACACUUUGGCAACUACACCUGCUUCGCCUCAAACCGCCUGGGCGCCUCCAACGCCAGCAUGCUGCUGUUCCGACCGGGGGCCAUAAGCGGGCGAGCGACGGCCCUACACGCAGGGCUGAGCGCCGGCGUCUGGGUUUCUCUCCUCGCCGCUCUCCUGCUGAAGGUGUGA